AUAGUGGUUGGGAUAAUGACGAUGGAGAUGAUGUUACUGAAGAAAUACAAAACUUAAAAAACAAAGAACUUAAAUUAGAGUGGAAGGAAGAAAGAAAGACUUCAAGAUCAAGUUAUUAUGAAAAAUAUGGACCAACCGGUUCAUUUACCAAGGCAGCUGUUAAUACUAAAAAAAUUACUUUUUUUAAAGUUCGUAAUCAAGCUACAAUUAUACAAUCUGAUGGAAUUUUGA
Molecule: messenger RNA, 231 nt
Organism: Funneliformis caledonium
Lineage: Eukaryota; Fungi; Glomeromycota; Glomeromycetes; Glomerales; Glomeraceae
Source: the annotation of a GenBank genome assembly